CCGCGCUAGGGAGCCCAACGGUGCCGGGAGGCCAAUCAGAGCCGCCCAAUGCUGGCUGGCCCCCGAUUGUUAGCCGCCCUCCUUCCAGUAAUUAGUACGGAGUACAGAUUCUUCAAUGGCUUUUUUUAUUCUCGCCGCCAUCCUGAUGCAACCAUCGUUCUCUUGCGCUUGUACUCCAUACACAACUAAUUACUUCGGAGUAUUAUACUAAUAUUGAAUGGCCAGCUGCGUCGCGUCUCCUGGCUUCACGAAAGUUUAUGCUGGAGGAAACAGCAGAAGUGGUGUUGUGCUGUUCACCCACGUUUCUCGAUAUGAGAAACAGCGCAGAAAGAUCCCCGGCGCAAUGUAGCCGACAAACAAUGUAACUACCGCCUUACGUGGGAUCACUUGAAAUUCAGCCACCGUUACUCUUCCACGCCGUCUCAUUGGCCAACGCCCCCCGCUGAUGAUUGAGUAACUCACCUGGGCAAUAUUCGCACACCCGCAUGGAGGGAUUGGCUGCUUGGACGAACGUGAAUGGCGGAGAGGCUCAGGGUUGCCCAUGCGGCUCUGAUUUGAGAAAACCUAAAUUUGGCUAAAUAAAUAAUUCCCAGCCUCCCAGGACCUCUCAGCCUUGUGUCGAAUAUAUUAGUCAACCACCCGUUGGUUGCGAAACAGCUCUCCACAAGGCGCCGUCAACUGAAAGAAACCUUCACCCGAUUGUGCGCCAGGCUUGCUGUGACUGUUCCCCCCCCAAAAAGUCAUCUUUAAUCUGGUGUUUAUGUCAUUUCUUGAAGCUCCAUCCUCUUUCAAAUCCCGAAAUCUACGGCGUGUCGCAACAUAGCCUCCACAGACAAGCCUAGGGCUUCUCUCGCAAACUCAUCAUGACCCCUCACCUUGGAUUGCGCAUCUCAGAAACAACGACCAGUAUCUUUCGCUCAACUCGCCACAUUUGUGGUGUGAGCGCUCUGGUUGAUGGCGGCCCAGCAUUCAAAGAAAACGGGCGCCGGAUCCAACCCUUGGGGCGAAAUGCAUCUCGAUGGGAAGCGAUCCCCUGAAGAGCAUUUUGAACAAAAGAUGGAGGCUCACGAGCUAACCCAACUGCGGAUUUCACAUCCCUGGCAGUUUGAUGGUGAUGUUGAUUUGUGGGAGGCUACCUUUGGCCAGGAAGAAACCCAUCGCAGCGAAGAGUUGGAGAAUUUCGUGCCCACGCCCAUUCCCACCCCCCCGGGGUCACCCACAACGUCAUCCACACCCACACCCACACCCAUGCCCAUGCCAGCGCCCGCGACUGCAGCGACUGAUGAUGACACUCUGCUACUCUCGAACCGGUUGGCGUCUCCAAAAAAAUUCUCGAAACGACCGGCUAGCCCUAUUGUGUCUCGUUAUGGGAACGACACAUCUCUCUGGACCCCUUUUUGGCUUAGAAAACCGACGCUGUUUGGUUUCAUCAUUCUGUUCGCCGUGCUUUGGAUUGCGCUUCUCGUCCUGUGGCUCUUCGUGGUGCGUGAUAAUGGGCUGGAAAUUGUCCCAACUUCUAACCGCUAUGUUUGGAGAUUUUCCCCUGUUGCGGUUAUGAUUAUUGUGGUUGGUCUUUGGCGCCAAGUGGACUGUCACUGCAAGGCGGCAUACCCCUGGCAUGAGAUGCGUAAGGGCCUGGCAAGCGCAGGGAAAAGUAUGGUCCUCGAUUAUGUGUCAGAUUUUCAAGUGAACUCAUUCUUGAAAGCGAUAAAAUCAGGUCAUCAUUCCAUUGCCGCUUCUGCCCUUGGAUUUGUCCUGCUAAAGGUGGCUCUGGUUUUUUCUACCGGGCUUUUCGUAUCGGCACCGACUACUCUGAUAGACCCAUCUUAUCCGCUCUCUAUGACGACAAACCUCGACGGAGAAGAUUGGGCCGCAAAGGCACUUGCGAGUGAGCAAGAAUUCUUACGCUCUGCCACGGCAAAUUCAAUUUAUGCUUUUUUUGGUGUAUCAGAAGGUGGAGUGCCUGAUCCCACUGGGUCAAAGGAUGGCCUUGUUUUUCAGACAUUUGAUUUGCACAAAAAUCAUCCAGCAACGAGGCGUGUGACAAGCAUGUCUACUGAUGUCGACGUCCUAGUUCCCCUCCCAAGCUGUGAGCUGAGUGAAACCAUAGUUCAGCCGACGGCUGCACUCAAUGAGUUUUCGAACGUGACUACUGGCGGCAUCAUUCACCUGGGUAUAGAGUCGGCCACUUGCCACCUCGGGUUCAACAAUUAUACAAAAGUCUAUGUGCGUAUGAAGAAUCCAAGAACAGAACUAUGCGAGCCACGUGAACUGGUUGCCGAGAUGCAACAGGUCAAUUGCACCAAGACAGGCGGACAGCGUCCACCAUCUGUGCCGUUUGAUAACGAAAAUGGUGAUUUUCGUUGGCUAUUCACCAUUUCGGACAUCCAUUACUCUCAAACUUUUGCACCGAGCUCUACUCCGGCUCUGAAUGUCACAAAUUGGUCUAGGGAUGUGAAGCGGGUAACUACUAUUUUGUGCAAACCACAAUAUACUAUCGUGAGAGGGAACAUGACUUAUAGGAAUUAUGAUUCAGGGGCACCUCCUCACAUUGAACUUCAAAGCCCCGAGGAACGUCUGAGUAUAACAAAUUUAGAGAGAGUAACAAGUUCUGCGCUGAACGGGGCAAUUUUACAAUCUCUAAGAGCAGGGGCUCAUGUUUUCCGUCCUGUCAAUCCCGCGCCUGAGACAGCGUCUUCAAAUGAAGGUGUUAAUACACUAUUUCAGUUAAUGAUCAAAACCUCGAAGGGGGAACUGACGUUGGAGAAAUUUCUUGACGGCGAAACCAUGAACAAAGCAUUCCAAAGAGUUUACACUGGGAUUGCCACCCAAUUUGCACAACAAAAUCUAGUCAUCCCAACAUCUAAGGACAGUACAGGAAGAGUUGUCUAUAUUGAGGACCGCCUGCACUUUGGGAUUAUUUCACUGUGGAUAAUGGUGGCAAGUUUCGCCAGUUUGUCGGUCUUGACAGCCAUUAUACUGUUCACGGGGCCAGCUGCAAUUACCCCGCGAGACCCGGGCUCUAUUGCAGCACAAGCCACGAUUCUUAUCGGAAGCAAUGAUCUUCAACCACUUCUCCAGGAUGCAGGUCACCUUUCAGAUCGUGGGAUCAGAGACAAGCUUCGAAAUUAUACAUUCAGAACGUCAACUUACCGAUCGUUCAGGAUCACCGCUCGUUACCGCUUGCGUGAAAGCAUCACUUCUGUUGACGAACACGCUGUCGAAAGGAGCGGAUUUUGGAAGCCGCUGGCGGCGAGGAAGCCUAUGUUCGUCCUCACGUAUGGGAUGCCGAUGCUCGCCAUUGCGGCGCUUGAGAUCAUGCAACAGUCAUCAAAUCGUAAUCAAGGAUUGAUGACCGUGCGUACGGAAGCAUGGAAAUACCUUCCACAGUACCUUUGUGCUCUUUUGGCUGUCGGCAUUGCAACUUUAUAUAAUAACCUGGACUUUACUAUUGCUAUGUUCACACCGUUUGAAGCUCUUCGCAAAGGCAACGUGACAGCUAGGCGGAGCAUCCUAACACAUUUGCUUGGGAAAAUUCCCCCGGUUGCUCUUUGGGAAGCAGUUCGAGGACACCAUCUCGGUGCUAUUUCCUCAAUCAAUGCGGCUUUUGUCGCAAGCUUCUUAGUUAUGAUUGUUUCCGGCUUGUGGAAUAUAGACACAUCAGUCAUCCAGUCGCAGCGUGCGGUUGCGUCCAGAGCGGACACUUGGGAUAUGACAAUGCAAAACUACAGCUCCAAUGCUUGGAAUGCCGGUUUAGUCUUUCGGCUCCUUCAGUAUCACAACCUGACCACCCCGCCGUGGACGUGGAAUGAACUUGUAUUGCCAAAAAUACACGUUUACCCACCGAAUACUCGCUCUGAGAUCCUGGAUCGGGACAAAGACGCGUCCCAGAAUCCGAUUACUUAUAUAUUCACUCUUCCAUCACUAAGGCCGUCGCUGAAUUGCGAACUUCUCACCGCAGACGAUAUCUCCCUGAAAAGUUAUCAUGGAAACGGUUCGGACCCAAAGAGCAACCGAAUAAUUACCACCACAAGCGUGCGCCCAAAGCUGCCGCCUAGAUGUCUUGCUAGUCUCCCUGAAAAUGUAACUUCAAUCGAGUUUAAUCUUACAAAUCCGGAAGUCAACGACCCUUCAGCAGACGGAGGCUACAUUGGUUCUCUAUUCGACCUGUAUCUCCUACCGCAAGACCCUGCUCAUCAUGUACAUCUAUGGGAACGGCCAGAUAAUCCCUCUGGUUGCCCAUCCAUCGGCAUCGUAUUUGGCUAUAUGCGCGCCAACCACACGUCACCAGCCAAUCUAACGGUUGCCAUCUGCAACCAGGAAAUCCAAGAAAUCCCCACCGAGGUUACCUUCGCUCGAGAUCCAAGUUCAGGGUUUAUUGACGCGGCACAUCCGCCCAAAUAUAAUGACACGGGACCACUAAAGUUACUGACUAACGGCACGGAUGGGUUUUCUUCAUUUUCCUUCCGCGUGCAGGAGCUUCUGGAUACUCGCAGUAGAAGUACGUUGAAGGGCGGGAAGCCCUCCACCCCAGAGACAUACGACAGCAUCUUCAAUGAUAUCAUAUACGGAUCACAUGGUCGCGUCUCUCCUGAGUCAUUAAUGGGCGCGGCAAACGCGAAUAAGCUCUUCGACCUCGUUAAUAACUACUACAGAAACUACAUGGCGCAGGUGAUCAACCUUACCUUGCGCAAACCCAUCAGCAGAAGUAGUACCCUUGAAACAAAACCACGGCGGCAAUCUAUUGACGACGACGACGAUGACGAUGACGAUGUAGAUGAUGGUUCCGCUCUCACCCCUCCACAAAACUUUACAGGCACGCUCCACAGCACAACACCACGUCUAAAACUCAAUCCGGGCCCCAAACUCGCUCUCCAGCUCAUGCUGGCCAUAAUGAUCGUCCUAGGAUCUCUAGCCGUGCUCAGGAUGCGGCUCCGCGAAACCCUCCCUCAUAACCCGUGUUCUAUCGCUGGGACGAUGAGUCUGUUGGCUGGCAGUGAGCUGUGUGAGAGUGGUGGUGGCGGUGGCGGUGGCGGUGGCGGUGGUAGAUUAUUGCCGGCUGGGGCUGAGAGGAUGGGGGAUACUCAGUUGGGGAGUAUGCUUGAGAGGCAGGGGCUGUUGUUUGGGUUGGGGUGGUGGAAGUGGAAGUGGACGGAUGAAAGGGGGGAGCAUGUUAGUGAGAGGUUUGGGAUUGAUGUUGGGAGGGCGGGAUGA
Blastomyces dermatitidis ER-3 is the source of this 5214-nucleotide messenger RNA. RefSeq lists its product as uncharacterized. NCBI's taxonomy places the organism in Eukaryota, Fungi, Ascomycota, Eurotiomycetes, Onygenales, Ajellomycetaceae. The coding region runs from base 955 to 5214 and encodes 1419 amino acids. The transcript has a single exon. The record is from RefSeq and is a predicted model, not a curated record.